CCAUCCUAUGCUAGACAUAGAAUCCAUACUUUUCUCCUAUGAGUACGCACAGCAUCCUAUAAUUUCACCCACUCUUUCUCUCUCUUCGUGUUUUCAGAAAAGCACUCUGAGCUGUAAUCCGUUGUUUCCAAAAACUGAAGAUCUGUAAAACCCCUACCAAUUCCUCCCAGUUCCACCCUGUCUAUCCCUCAGAGGAUUGAGAAGAAUAGGACUUUGAUUGGUGUCCAAAUGGCGAAUCGGUUCAAAGAGGACGAGAAGAAUGAGAGAAUUAUACGGGGCCUACUUAAGCUGCCUGACAACCGGAGGUGUAUAAACUGUAAUAGCUUGGGUCCUCAAUAUGUCUGCAUUAACUUCUCAACGUUUAUUUGCACAACCUGCAGUGGCAUACAUCGGGAGUUUACACACAGAGUAAAGUCAGUAUCCAUGGCUAAGUUUACUUCACAAGAAGUUAGUGCACUACAAGGAGGUGGAAAUGCGAGUGCAAAGGAAAUUUAUUUGAAGGAGUUGGAUCCACAACGCAAUUCUCUCCCUGAUGGAAGUAAUGUAGAGAGGCUUCGUGAUUUUAUUAAGCAUGUUUAUGUGGAUAGAAGAUACACGGGUGAGAGGGGGUUCCCAAGAGGAAAGGGUGAAACUGAAGACCUAAAUGGGAACAGGAGGGUUGAUACUUAUCAGGGUAGCUCACAAAGCUCUGGCGGAAGAAGUCCUGAUCAGGACAAUCGGCAGUACAACGAUUACAAGAGAAGUCCCUCUGGUGAAGUAAUCAAUGACUGGCGGCGGGAGGAUAGGUUUGGGAAUGGUAGGAGACUUGAGGAGAGUCGAAAUUCUGAUGGUGGUUCUAAGGUUGAAGUCAAGUCACCUGAUCGUCGAAGUGAUAUGGACACACCGAGUCCCCCAAUGGUUCGACCUGUACGAGAUAUUCUUGGAGAGAAUGUUUCUCCUCUUCGAGUUAUUGAACCUCCAAAGGCUAACAGUAUCAGGCCUAUUGAUGCUCCUGUACAAACUCAGAGGACUGCUUCCUCCACUAGUUUGGCAUCCUCAAAUGGCAACCCAGCUGAAACUAAGACAGAAACUUCACUAAUUGAUUUUGAAGCUGUUCCUGAACCCCCACCAACUGCUGCAGUGCAACAAACACAACAAUUAGCUACAGCCAUCCCUGUAUCUCAACCAACGCCAUCUGGUGCUGACAAUUGGGCAAAUUUUGAGUCAGUGUCAGUGAAAGCACCUUCAAACACCAAUCCUCUGGACGUACUUUCAGAGUUGAUGGCUCCUGCACCACCCACCUCUACUCACUUGGGAGGGAGUCCUGCCAGUGCUGCUCCUGUUAGCACUUUGCCAGCUUCAAGCAGUUCACCUAUUCCAGCUGCUGUUCCUCCCUUGAGCAGUUUUGGUCCAACUGCGUUUCCUCCUGGUGGUGUUUCAGCUGUUGCCUCUGGACCAGCAUCAUUAUUGCAAGUUCCGUUUACACAUGUUACUGGAGCGCAAUGGUCCAGCAUGCAACCUCAGCAUCCUGGAAGCCAACCUCUUCCUGGGAACCAGCCUCAACAUGCAACCUCAGCUGCUUUCCCAGGUACUGGGAGCCCAUCUCUUCCUCAUCACUCAAUUCCAGUAGUUGGUGGACCUUCUGGGAAUCAGCCAUGGAAUCCGGCAGCUGCCCCUGGACUUUUAAAUACGGCAAAUGCUCAAGGUCCUCAAAUAGUAACUGAGCGUGCCUUGGAAGCCACUUCUGGUGGAAGAAAAGAACUCCCGGCGGAUUUAUUCACUGCAACCUAUCCACCCAUGUACGCGCCAAUGCAAGGCUGGUAUGCUGCUCCGCCACAUGGAAUUGGGUUCUCCAUGCCAUACAACAUGCAAGUGCAAACACCUACCCUUGUGCAGCCAAUAAAAUCAUCAAAUCCUUUUGACGCAACCAGUGAGCCCUCUCCUUUACAAGCUUCAACGUUUCCAUCAAUGGCUUCAUUACAAGGUGCACUGCCAAACGUGGGAGCUCCAACAGGCUUGCAUCGCACAUCCAGCCUUGGGACCCCUACGCCUCAUCCAUACAGAAUGCCUCAGCAGCCACCAUCUUAUGCUUCAACACAACCUCCAAAUGCAUAUAUGGGCCAAAAUCUAGCUGGUAGCAUGCCACAAAGGCCACGUGACCAAGCAUUAGGCUUUGGCCUUGAUGGGGCUGCGUUUGGAGCUAUGCAUACAAGUCAGCAGCUUGGUGGACUACAUGCAGCUCCUGCUGCCCAGAAUACCUUCUCUCCUCCUGCUGGGAACCCAUUUGGGUGAACAGCAGAAACAACUUGGUGAUUGCAUCAAUAAUUGCCAGGCUCUGAUAUAUCUCUUGUGUGUGAUGCCCCGAGUGGUGAGUGACUACAAUUACACAUCGAAAGUGUGAUUUAUGGGGCUAGCCGCAUGCAUCUGCGCCAACUGAUUGCAUUUUGUGCUGCACCUACAUGUGUAUUAUUGUAAUAGUUUUCGUGGGUGUUAUCCACUUUCCUCUUUAUUUUUAUUUUCUUUUUAUCAAUGUGUAUUAUUUUGAAGAUAGGAAUUUUUUUUUUCUUUGUGGUAAGUUUCUUUGAAUGAUCAAAUUUGAUUAUACAGGUUGUAUUGGUAGUACUGUAGAGAUCUACAUUCUUUUGUUUCGUUAUUUUGAAGUGGGAUGUGCAAGUAACGAAUUUGUCAAUAUAAGUAUGUUCCAAGAA
Molecule: messenger RNA, 2687 nt
Organism: Ipomoea nil (Japanese morning glory)
Lineage: Eukaryota; Viridiplantae; Streptophyta; Magnoliopsida; Solanales; Convolvulaceae
Product: probable ADP-ribosylation factor GTPase-activating protein AGD14
Exons: 14
Coding region: 229-2271 (680 amino acids)
Molecular function (GO): GTPase activator activity
Source: RefSeq, a predicted model, not a curated record